CCGACACUGGUAGUCUCCGGGAGCAGGCAAGCAUGCAUCACCGCUGUUGCCUCCGCCAAUAACAUGGUGUCGUGGGCCGCCGCCGCCAAGUACAUUGACUCUGCCGCCGCUGCUGGCAAGGACAUCACCGCCGCCACCAAGGACGAGUCACUGAGAUGUGCUUCAAUGUCCAAGUUGCUGAGUGGUGCAUGCAUGUGUCAUCGCUGCUACUACUCACAAGGACAUGGUGGCGCAAGCCGCUGCUGCCAAGGCCAUGCUGCCGCCGCCACCAACGACGACACCAACGACGAGGAGCUGAGCGGUACCACCAAGUACAUCGUCGCUGCCGCCGCUGCCAAGGACACGGUGCUGCGAGUCGCCGUCGCCAAGGACGAGAUGUUCGGUGGUUCCAAGGACAAGCUGCUCGGAGGUUCCAAUGACCAGAUACUCAUAGGUUCCGCCGCCAAGGACAUGGUGCAGCGAGUCGCCACCAUGGACGAGAUGCUUAGAGGUACCACGGCCAAGGCAAAUACAGUAGAACUAUCGCUGAAGAGAAUGGUGGACGGGUAAUAAUACUUCAUCAAGAUUGAAUGCACAACUAGUUCUUUUAGAAGU
Messenger RNA from Phytophthora sojae, 594 nucleotides. RefSeq lists its product as hypothetical. The record is from RefSeq and is a predicted model, not a curated record. The transcript has a single exon. The coding region runs from base 64 to 549 and encodes 161 amino acids. NCBI's taxonomy places the organism in Eukaryota, Oomycota, Peronosporomycetes, Peronosporales, Peronosporaceae.